This is a messenger RNA of Chelonia mydas (Green sea turtle), 501 nucleotides long. RefSeq names its product serine peptidase inhibitor Kazal type 4 (gene SPINK4). The coding region runs from base 116 to 358 and encodes 80 amino acids. NCBI's taxonomy places the organism in Eukaryota, Metazoa, Chordata, Testudines, Cheloniidae. The record is from RefSeq and is a predicted model, not a curated record. Gene Ontology annotation, molecular function: serine-type endopeptidase inhibitor activity; protein binding. The transcript has 4 exons.
GAGACACAUUGCUUUUCCCAGCUCCCAAGAGAUAAGCACAAGGCCUUCCCUAUAAAGGGAGCUGUAAGUAGAUCAGAGUACGCACAGCUGUGCUGGAAUCGCCGUGUCUGUCAGAAUGCUGGGGGCCCUUACAGCUUUGUUCCUUCUCCUUGCUCAGUGCGGGGCAGGGCCUCAGGAGGAAGGAGGGGUUCCGAGAGUGCCGGCAUGUGAGCACGCAGCCCUGGUACCAGCGUGCCCCCUGAAUUACAGGCCUGUCUGCGGGACUGAUGGAAACACCUACAGCAACGAGUGCCUUCUCUGCAACAGGCGAAGAUUAACCAGGCAAGAUAUCCAGAUUGUGAAGGAUGAAAUAUGUUAAUAUUUGGAGCCCUCCAGGACACCUUAUGAACCACAAGAAAGCUCCGUAAUUGAUGCUCUACUCUCUAAGUUGAUUCAAAAGUACAAAUAACGAUAAUUUCAGCUUGUUAUUCUGAAUAAUAAAAUUAGCAUAGGAAGCAUUCA